Molecule: messenger RNA, 2601 nt
Organism: Ilex paraguariensis (yerba mate)
Lineage: Eukaryota; Viridiplantae; Streptophyta; Magnoliopsida; Aquifoliales; Aquifoliaceae
Source: the annotation of a GenBank genome assembly
GUUCUGUACAAGCUGUUUUGCAUGGACACCAGAAGGCUAUUGCCUCUGUUAAGGUCAUUCAUUGAUAUUAGGUCACUGAAAGAAGGCAAAGUCAUACACCAAAAAGUAGUCACCUUAGGCUUACAAAACAACAUUGCCUUGUGCAAAAGCCUCAUCAACCUCUACUUCUCCUGCCAAGAUUUUAAAUCUGCAAAGCUAGUUUUUCAAACCAUUGAGGACCCUUUAGACAUCACUUUGUGGAAUGGCCUCAUGGCAGCUUACACAAAGAAUUUCAUGUUCACUGAAGUUCUUGAUCUCUUUAAGAGGUUAUUGCACUACCCUUAUCUCAAACCUGAUGAUUACACAUACCCUAGCGUUCUUAAGGCUUGUAGUGGGUUAAACAGAGUAGACCGUGGUGUAAUGAUACAUUCUCAUGUGGUGAAAAGUGGGUUUUUAUCUGAUGUUGUUGUUGGGAGCUCCAUUGUUGGUAUGUACGCAAAGUGCAAUAAAUUUCGGUCAGCGACACAGUUAUUUGAUGAAAUGCCUGAAAGAGAUGUGGCGUGUUGGAACAAUGUGAUUUCUUGUUAUUAUCAAAGUGGGCAAUGUGAGAAAGCGUUGGAAUUGUUUGAAAAAAUGAAUGGUGAUGGAUUUGAGCCUGAUUCAGUGACGUUUACUACUGUUAUCUCUGCGUGUGCAAGGCUUCUGGAUUUGGAAAGAGGGAAGGAGAUUCAUAGAGAAUUGGGGAGAAAAGGGUUUGUAUUGGAUGGCUUUAUUAGUGCUGCUCUUGUGGACAUGUAUGGAAAAUGUGGUUGUUUAGAGAUGGCAGUGAAGGUCUUCGAGCAAAUCCCAAGGAAAAGUUUGGUUUCUUGCAAUUCUAUGAUUGCAGGAUUCAGUUUGAGAGGUGACAGCAAAUCGUGUAUUGAACUUUUACUGAGAAUGAAAGAAAUAGAAAUUAAACCUGAUUCUACAACUUUAAGUUGCUUAUUGGUGGCUUGUUCGAAAUCAUCCCAAUUGCGGCAUGGAAAGUUCAUUCAUGGGUAUAUAAUAAGACACCACAUAGAAUCCGAUAUUUUCAUUGACAGCUUACUCGUCGAUCUAUACUUCAAAUGUGGAAUGGUUUCAUCAGCUGAAAUUAUUUUUGAAACGAUGCCAAAAACAAAUGUUGUAGCUUGGAAUGUGAUGAUUUCUGGUUAUGCAUCAGCAGGCUGUUAUUUUGAGGCUCUUGGCAUCUUCGGUGACAUGCGAGAAGCUGGUGUAAAACCAGAUGCCAUUACAUUUACUAGUAUCUUAGCAGCUUGUUCACAACUAGCAGUCUUAGAGCAGGGUAAGGAGAUUCAUAAAGGCAUCACUGAAAAUAAAUUUGAAUCCAAUGAAAUAGUCAUGGGAGCUCUCCUUGACAUGUAUGCUAAGUGUGGUGCUGUGAAUGAAGCUCUUGAUGUUUUUAACAAAUUACCAGAAAGAGACCAUGUGUCGUGGACUUCAAUGAUUGCCGCUUAUGGGUCUCAUGGCCUAGCUUUUGAAGCUUUGAAACUCUUCAGUGAAAUGCUGCAAUCCAGUGCAAAACCAGAUAGAGUGACUUUUCUUGCAGUAAUUUCUGCCUGUAGCCAUGCAGGAUUAGUUGAUGAGGGCUGUUACUAUUUCAAUCUAAUGGUCACUGAAUACGAAAUUCAACCCACAAUUGAAGACUACUCGUGCUUUAUCGAUCUUCUUGGACGUUCUGGGAGAUUGCAUGAAGCUUAUAUGAUUCUUCAAAGAAACCCUAGUAUUAGAGAAGAUGUCGAGUUGCUAAGCACAUUAUUUUCUGCAUGUCAUAUGCAUGGGGAGUUAGAAUUAGGGGAGGAAAUCGGAAGAUUUCUUAUUGAGAAGGAUGCUGAUAGUCCAUCUACAUACAUUACUUUAGCAAACAUGUAUGCUUCCAUCAAGAAAUGGGAUGCGAUGAGCAAGGUGAGAUUAAAGAUGAAAGAGCUUGGAGUGCAAAAGAACCCUGGAUGUAGCUGGAUUGAAGUUGACAAGAGAAUCCAGCCCUUCUUUCCAGGGCAUAUAUCAUUUCCGCAAGCAAAUUUACUAUAUGAAUGCCUGUCCAUUCUUUACAUUAAUAUGGAGAAGGAUGAACUGCUAUGGAAUUUGAAUGGAGGCAAUCUAGAAGUGGGUGCUUGUAUAUAAAUGGAUACGAAUUCAAGCCUGAAGAGAUUCAACAGCAUAGACAGUGAAAAAUUCCUUCGGGAUUUGCAAGUGGUUGGCAUCUUGCAGCUUCAGUAGCCCAACAGAUUCAUAUGAAAAUGUUGGGCUAACAUGUACUUCAGCCCUGAUCAGAUCUAAAAUAAGAGUAGUUUAACAUAGUAUAGCUGUCUCGAAUUGAUAGUAUGCAACUGCUUAUGCAAUAUGGCGCACAGUUACGCUAGCCACUCAUGGCAACUGUCCCGCAGAGAAUGUUUUGUGCGGUAUGAUUGUUUUCUUAUAACAUUUGCACUGAGAUGAUGGGGUUGGUAAGGGUAUCUUCGGUUAUCAGAUUUUCCAUAUCCAAUGCUGGUUUUAUUCAUGAAUUUUCGAAAAAUUAUAUCUAGUGAUGAGGUGUGACGAAGGGAAACAAAUGGAUUCAAGUUAUGUGCUUCUGGAAGCAGG